GUCUCACAGUUAAAGUCGGAAAACUUUCUCAGUGUACAUGAAUUAGUGUAUGGAUCGUGAAGUGAAAAUUUUGCAAGUCAAGACUCUAUUGACUGUAUACAUAAGUGAGUGAAUAUUGUUUGUGUUGGUAAUGAAGUAGUUAAAUAUCAGGGAAAAAACUUCUCAAUAAUAGUGAUCGGUGAUUUAAGAACAGAGUAAAUGAUUCUCCAAGGCACGGAUGUGAGUAGAGACAACCCGGAACACAACAUGGCGAUGACUGCGGCAUCUAGUUCGGGAUUGUACCUAGGUUCGAGCUCUCCAACAGGACAUAGUGGAUCUCCUGUUGAUUUUAAUUACCCGGCAUCGCAAUCAAUGCCUUACAUUCAUAGAGACUUCGGUGAAAUGAAAUACAUGCCACCUCAGCACCAUCAAAACGGGCAUGGACAUUUAAAUCACUAUGCUCACAAUCCGUGGAGUUCUAUUCCUUCAGAUAUGGGCCCGUGGUCCAACGGUGGAAUGGGUUCGCACUUACACAACCCACAUCCUGAUAUGAGGGACAUUAAACCUGGUCUACAGAACCAAGAUUUGACGAACCCAGGGAGUACGUUACACCAUCGACCGCCGCAGCACAUGCAUUCUCCACAAGGCUGGCACUCCCCGGUCACACCAUCACACCUAAAUCUCAACGGUAACGGUCAUCAGCUCCAGCACCCGGGAUACGGUCUUCCUGGCAUGAAUGGCAUGCUCUCACCUGCUCAUCAGAUCCACCCGUCACUCAGGGAUCAUGACCCCUCGGAUCUUGACGGGGGUCCCCAUACUCCGUCGGAUGAGGACGCCCCGUCUUCGGAUGAUUUAGAAGUGUUUGCUAAACAAUUUAAACAGAGAAGAAUAAAGUUAGGAUUUACCCAGGCGGAUGUAGGAUUAGCACUUGGAACUCUUUACGGUAAUGUUUUUAGUCAAACAACUAUCUGUAGAUUUGAGGCGUUACAGCUUAGUUUUAAGAAUAUGUGUAAGUUGAAACCCCUACUUCAAAAGUGGCUUGAGGAAGCAGACAAUUCGACAGGGUCAACUACUAGUAUAGACAAAAUAGCCGCACAAGGCCGAAAACGCAAAAAGCGAACAAGUAUUGAAGUGACUGUUAAGGGUGCUCUGGAGAGCCACUUCCUCAAACAGCCCAAGCCUCAGGCACAGGAAAUAUCCCAGUUAGCGGACUCUCUACAGCUCGAGAAAGAAGUAGUUCGUGUUUGGUUUUGUAAUAGGCGCCAAAAGGAAAAACGCAUGACCCCAGCUGCUCAGUUGGGUCCAAAUGGAGAGCUUUUAGGAAUGUCAGAUGGUGAGCAAAAUGAUAACUCGCCACCUCAAAGACAUGAUAUGAAAAUGGGCAAUAUUAACACUGACUCUUGUAGCCCCAUUCAGCAGGGUGGGGGCUCCGGUGAACCAGGGGUUUUAAAUCUCGGUGGUAUGGGUAUGCCCUCCCUGGCGUCCUUAUCUUCUCAUAACUCGAUGCCCCCGAGUAGCGGGGGUCACAUCGUAUCAAUGUCAAUGUCACACCUCCAGUCGCCCGUCUCACACCAUCACUAUCAGCAACCCCCGGGACAUUGACAUCAUGACGUCAGAAAUGUUAGAGAACUAAACUUUUUCAGGUGACGUCUUUAUUCUAAGCAAUGGAUAGCGUCAAAACAGUGAACCUGUGAUUCUCAGAAGAAGAACGGACGCUGCGGAUUGGAUCCGAUAGUGAAGUGACGUCAAUGACGUUAAAGCAGACGGUCAGUUUUGGUGGUUAUAGUUUUGUAAUUUAUUAUUAAAAUGUGGAAAAAUGAAUGUAAAUGAACGGGAAAAUGCAAGUUAGUAAGUCUAGUGUACUUAACAAACAUUGUAAAAGUGAUUUAAUAUUUUGCCUUAGACAAGUUUUACAGUACAUGUUCUUUCUGUUCAAAUUUCAUUUCCAGCUAGGAUUGUUUGCAACGUAUUUUCUUCCUUCUUGAAAAAAGUUUUUUUUUUCAUAAAAAAAAAUCACUUAUGUUUUUGUUAUAUUGAAAUAUCAAAAUAAUAUUUUUAACAGCGAUUAAACUUAUCUUCUGUCCUUAGAAUCGAAAUUUCUGCAUGCAGAAUUAAUAGCUAUGAUUUGUGCGUAGUAAUUUUUCUCUGCCAAGAUGUUUAGAUUUCUUGAUUACUUAAUUAUCAGCAACUGAGGCCCAGCAUCUGUCGGGGUGUCUCGCUUCUCGGAGUUUUGAAGUGUAUCAGAAAUACGCCUUGAUUUAAUUUAUAUCAAUUUUAUAGCGUUACAGUGUCACAUAUGCGCCUAAUGGACACUGAUAUUUUGUUAUCCCCGUUAAAAUUUAUUAAAUCGCCGGCCACGCGUUAGAGUGUAUGAAAUUUUAUCAUUGAUGAUAGUAAUUUAUAGAAUAAAAACAGAUUGAAAACUCGAGCGUAUUUUUUUCUAAAUGUGUAUAUUUUUGCGAUCUAUUUUAUGGUUUGGGAAAGCGUUGAAAUUGUAAUAAGAUUACUGGUACGUUAGGUAUAUGUAUCACCUGGGCAAAUUACUGUGAUUUAAAGUAAACGCGCUCAUAUCAAAAGUUUCAAGUUUAAAUUAAUUUUAUAGAUAACAAAAGGGUUAUUUUGAAACUCUAGAUUGUGCAGUGAAGCUUACCCCACGUCUAGCAGCUGAGCUAAACUAUAUAUGAGAAAUAUAGUUAGUUCAACCAAACACUCUAUGGUUAGUUUUACUUUCCAUACUCGAAAUUAAAUUUCGCUUUAAGAAAACACGUUUACGUUCUUUAAAAUUCAGGGUCUAAAUUGAAUAUAACAUUACUUUCAUUUAUGUAAAGUAAAGGUAAAUUUUAAUAUUAUUUUUUUUUUGAAAGGACACUAUGAACAAUCUGUGAGAGCCACUAGUCUAGGAUAAAAUAAUAUGUGUAAAAGAAAAAAAUAUAAUAUAUUUAUGAGCCAUUGUUGUAUGUAUGUGCUAAUAAGAUAUUUAUGAAUGAUUUUUUUUCAAGAUUUUUUUUUACUCAAUUUGAUAAUGCAUAUUGUUAUUUAUUUGAUUAUAAAAGCCAAGGAAUUUUUGCAAAUUUUCAAUAUUUUAGUAGAAAAAAAGAUGAUUUAUUUUCUCUUUUAUUGAAAGAAAUAAAAGCGAAACUAUUGCACGUUGACUUAGGUGUAUUUGCAACAACCUGCGAGCAACACAGCAACAUCAUAACUCUAGUUUGUUUUUAUAUCGCUGUAUAAGAUUGAUUUAAAGUGAUGGUUUUGCGAUGUCAACUUUAAUACGUCAUUUAAUUUUUGCUAUUUUUUCCUUCAGAUCAGGCUUGUUUUUUUCUUCUCUUGACUUGAUAUGAAACAGCGGUGUCUCAAAUGCGCUGUUUUUUAUUAUUAUUUUUUUCAAAUGCAAGUCAUGGCAAAAAAUUGUUAAAGCUUACUACGAAUGCAAAGAACGUUUUAUUAUAUAAAGAUCUGCGUUAAAUGUACUUUAUAAUUUACAAACAUACAGUUUAUAGCAGUGUAUAUAACUUUCCCAGUUUGACGGUAAGAAUGAUGAAUUAAUUAGGAAAGUUUCAUACAAGUUAUAUAGUAAAUUGCAGAAAUAAGUAGGUAGAGAAUAAUGAUGAAAAAUUAGGGCAUAAUCGUUUAAUUACUUUUCCGUUGUACAGUAAUUCAUAGAGAAGUUUAUAUAUAACUUAGUCCCUACAUCUAAACAAAGAUUUAUUGCCUUAGUUUCCGUCAUAAAAAACAACAAUUUAUUUCCGUGUUUAGCUAUGUUUUAUAUAUAUAUUUAAUCUAUCCCAUUAUUUCAUACCUGGGUACAAAAAUGAUGAACUAAGGAAAAAUGUUUUAAUCAGUUAAAUUAUUUUUAAAGAAACCGUAAAAAUUAAAUUUAAUCCUACAAAUUAAAAAUAAUUAAUAUAUAUUAGUUUCACGUUUUUUUGCAUAGAGAACUUUAUGUUUUCCUCACAGAAAAGAGAGUAUAAACAUAAUAAAAUCUUUAUUUAUAUAAGAUAUAAUAAAGUGUGCUCUUUAACUUUAUUAUCUCUGUUUUUUUUAACACGCAUUUGAAUUACUUACGAGAAUAAUUGUAAAAUAAUAUUUGAAUAUUUAACACGUUUAAACAAGGCUCAUUUCUUUUAUUUCGAAAAGAAGGGUCUGGAACGUUUUAUUAUUAUUAAUUAUUAUUAUUAUUUAUUUACAAAUUUUGUACAUGUAGAUGUUUAUUAUUCGAUUUUAUUAUUUAUCAUUCGAGAAUGUUUAGUGCCAUGUUUUAUUCGUCCGUUGUUUUUCAGAUGUAUUGAAUUAAACUUCUAUUUUUAUUUUAAAAUAAUGUCUUACAAUAAAGAAUAAUAGAAACAAUGUUUAAAAUUUGCGAUGCAAUAAUUAAAUAUUUUGUAUAAUGUAGUAUUAUUUUCCCCCUUACUUUAACAAUAAUAUACCUAGCUCAAGAACUUUCUGAAACUCUAACAAUUUAUUUAUUUCUGUUAUUUCUAAAUUUCUAUCAUAUUGCUCGUCAAAAUGAACAGAUCAGAACAUAAAAGUCGAUCCGUAACUUAUACAUUACAUUAUCUCUUUACGUUAUUUUUAUUAUUAUUUUCUCAUGAGUUUAGCUUUUUUAUGCCAUUCUACGAUCCUUAAAGUUGCUGUUGUAAAUUGAAGGGGGAGGGGCAGCAUAACUUAAUAAAUAACAGACUUACAAAUCUAUUCAAAUUUCUUCCAUUACAUAAGAUUUUAAGAUUAUUUUUAAUUUCCAUUAUUUUUUAACAGAAAAAAAAAGAGAAAAAAAAUCUUCAUGUUUUUUAUAUAUAUAUAUAUGAAAGGUCAUUUCAGUGAGAUUUGUAAUCAUUAUUAGGAGAGCUGUUUGGAGGGAGAUUUUUUAAAUUGCUCAGUUUUUGAUACUCUCUCUCCAUUGUUUGUGUGCAUAUUUUAAACAUGUCUGUGUAUUUCUUAUUUUAUGAACAUUCACUGAGAACACGCUUGGUUAAUUUUAUAUUGUUUUAAAAUAGUUGCCAUUCAGUAUAUGUGGAUAUAAUAAAGAAAUGAACUUUAUAA
Ruditapes philippinarum (Manila clam) is the source of this 5016-nucleotide messenger RNA. Its product is annotated as POU domain, class 3, transcription factor 4-like. Gene Ontology annotation, biological process: regulation of transcription by RNA polymerase II. The record is from RefSeq and is a predicted model, not a curated record. NCBI's taxonomy places the organism in Eukaryota, Metazoa, Mollusca, Bivalvia, Venerida, Veneridae. The transcript has a single exon. Gene Ontology annotation, molecular function: RNA polymerase II cis-regulatory region sequence-specific DNA binding; DNA-binding transcription factor activity, RNA polymerase II-specific. The coding region runs from base 199 to 1581 and encodes 460 amino acids.